Molecule: messenger RNA, 3191 nt
Organism: Tetrahymena thermophila SB210
Lineage: Eukaryota; Ciliophora; Oligohymenophorea; Hymenostomatida; Tetrahymenidae
Product: mhck/ef2 kinase domain protein
Exons: 3
Biological process (GO): peptidyl-threonine phosphorylation
Cellular component (GO): cytoplasm
Molecular function (GO): protein serine/threonine kinase activity; ATP binding
Source: RefSeq, a predicted model, not a curated record
UGUUGAUGCAGUAUAAGGAUUUAAUAUCUGAAAGAAUUUAUUUUAUUACAUUAAAAAACAAACAAAAUAUCUUAUAUAAACAAGAUUAUCAUUAAAAAUAAAGACAAAAAAUAAUUAGUAUUGAAACUACUAUUAAUCUAAUAAAGUAAAUAAUAAAUCUAAAGAGCUCAAACAAAAUGGAGGAAUAACCCUAAGAUAAAGAAUUUUAGUUAUUUACAUAAAAUUUAAAGGAGAUGAAUGAUGACUUCAAUAUAAUGCUCCCUUAUGCUCCUUACUAAAAAAAAGUUGUUAGCGUUAAUAAAAAUAUUAAUAGAGACGCUGUAGCCACAUAAUUUUAACUUUAAAACAACAACACUAAAUAAGAAACUAAUACUGAAGAUUCCUGCGAUUUAGCAUUUGUGCUAGACUGUACGGGUUCUAUGGGAAGUUGGAUAUAAAGAUGCAAAACUUAGAUUAUUAACAUACUUAAUACUCUGAAGCAGUAAUUCGUCAACAGUACAUUUAGAGCAGGUUUUGUAGCUUAUCGUGACCACUGCGAUACUAAUAGAAUAGAAAAAUUUUCAUUCAUAUCUUCAUAAUAUGAAGCCCUAGAAAAUUUUAUUGGAAAGUUAGUCGCCACUGGUGGUGGAGAUGGUCCUGAAGAUUUAGCAGGAGGUUUAUAUACUGCAAUACAUGAACUAAGUUGGAUUAGUAAAACUAAGAAUUUAUUUAUUAUUGCUGAUGCACCAUGUCAUGGAAAGAAGUAUCAUACAACAGCUGAUGAUUAUCCUGAAGGCUGCCCUAAAGGAGUUAACAUUGAAGGAUUGAUAGAAACUUUAGCUAAAAGAAAUAUAGAGUUAUCUGUAUUAGAAAUUAAUAGUUCUACUAAUUUAAUGUUUUCUAUUUUUUAAGAUAUUUACAAAAAAACAUGUGGAAAAGAUAUAAUAAGAAUUAGUUUAUCUGGUGAGUCUAGUAAUGUAAGAUAUAAAGAGUCAAAAGAGAAAUCUGCAGUAAUUGCAAAGACUGUAUUGACAUCGAUUACAGGUACUACUCUUGGUGUGGGAGGAGGAACAACUGGAUAAAAUGAAAAAAAGGAGAAAGUAAAUCAUGGAUAUGAUUCUAUUGGGGAAUUAGCUAUUAGAGUGUUAAGAACUCAUAAAGGCUUGCUGAAUACAGCUUGUUUAUCUCACACUGAGCUUGCUUAUUCAGUAAAAACAACUUCUGGUGGUCUCAAGGACAAGUAUGAAAAUAAAAAAAAUGCCAUUUGCGAAUAAGAUGAGGAUGAAGAUGAUGAUGAGAAAGAAGAGACGAAAGAAGAAGAGAGCAAAAGUAAGUCAAGUCAUAAAGAAAUCGCAGUGAAAAAAGAAGCUAGAAUUAUUUAAGAAGAAGCUCCUUAAUACACUCCAGAAUAAUUAAUGUUUAUUAACUAUCGACCAACUUCGAUGGUUGAAAGUAAUUCUUGGUGUACCAGUAUUUCUAACAAAGAAGCUUUUACAUUCAGUUGUAUUUGUAUAACAGCUUAUGUAGAAAAGAAAAAAUAAAUUGAUUGGAAUAAUCCUUCCAUUAAAUUUUAAAAAUUAACUUCAAAAAUAUAAAUAUAUAAGAAAUAUUUCUCAGAAGGAGCUAUGAGAUUUGCCUUUUAUGCCUAUGAUACCUUAUUGAAUUAGAAAUUAGUUGCAAAAUUACAUAAAAAUUGGAGUGAUAAUUCUAAUUUCGAAGUUAUGAAAAGGGAUUCUAUGAGUCUUAUAGCUUGUCAUUACUUUGCUGAUGAAUUCAACUCAAGAAUGUUGUUAAAAACAACUGAUCAUGAUGAAGUUCCUAUUUUAAUUAAUUUUGUUGAUAGCUCUAUUUAUGAAGUUCUCAGACAUUAUAAUAAAGACAUAAAAUACUAUUUUGUUGAAAAUUAUAUUGAAGGUGAUUAUCAAAAGUAUAAUAACAAUGCAGGAUGGACUAGCUCACAAGAAAGCUCACAAUUCAAUCAAAUUUCAUAAGCUUUCAGUCAUUUUACAUGGUAAUAUUCACAGGGUCAGCUUUUAGUAGUUGAUAUUCAAGGAGCAGAUUUAGGAGUGCUUACUGAUCCAUAGAUUCAUACAAAGAAUAGAUCAAGAUUUUAUGGUUAAGGAGACCUUGGAUACGAAGGAAUGUUAAAAUUCUUCCAUACUCAUUAUUGUAACGAGUAUUGCCAAAGACUUAACCUUAUUCAUCCUAUCUUACAAGGAAAAAUCCCUCAAAAUUUUGAUUUCUUUAGUGAUUUUUAUGGCUUAGAAUAAUAUUUAGAAAAGAAAGAAAUAGUAUAACCGAAAGAAAUAACAGAAGAAAUACCUCAGUAAGAAUAAAAUGACAAGAAACCUAAAAAAUAAAAAAAGAAAAGAGGGUUGGCUUUGCUAGCUGAGUAUGAAAAAGAAAAAUAAAAAUAAGAAGAGUAAGAAAAAAUUUUGAAAUAGAAAUAAGAAGAAGAAGAAAAAUUGAAAUAAAAGCAGCUAGAUACUUUUGUUGGAACUUAAUGUACACUUUGUAAAAAAUGCUUUUUCACAAGAAGAAAUGUUAUGAUUUAAAAUAAAAUCAAUAAAAUAGAUACAAUGUGUGAAACAUGUCAAAAUCUAUGCUAGUAAUCUCUCCUUGACUUAGCAUGUAUUAAGUGUGGAAAUCUAUUUAAAAUUUCUAAGUAUUACUGUAAAGCUAAAAAAGUCAAUCUUAUAGGAACCUGUGUUAAUUGUAGAGAAUGAUUCAUUCAUUUCUUUUUGCAUUAAUAUUACAAAAUAAAAUAUAUUUGAAAAUUUGUUCUCAUAAAUUUAUUUAUUUAAUAUAUAUAUACAUUAAUCAUUUACUUUAUAUAUUUACAUUCUUACUCAUUGGUUCACCUACUUAAUAAAUUAUUAAGUCUAUUAAAUUUACUAUAAGAUUAAUUGAAUAAAUAAAUAAAUACCUUUCAAAUUUAAAAUGUUUUUGUUAAACUGAGAGAAAAAUUUUCUCAAAAAUAUUUUUUUAAAAUCAAUAUUUCAUAAUUCUAUGUAAGAGGGAAGGAUUUCCAAAUGGCGAUAAUACUGUAGUUGGGGAAUCGCUAAUUAUAUGAGGGUUUACUCAGAUCAUAAAAAAAACCCCACCUUUCUGUGACGCCCUCCCCAUAUUUUUAUUUUAAUCUAAAAAAUACAUUUUUAUAAAUAAUCAAGAAAAAGGAAAUUUAAAAUGAAAUUGAAAUUGAAAUAAUUGUU